Molecule: messenger RNA, 1398 nt
Organism: Fulvia fulva
Lineage: Eukaryota; Fungi; Ascomycota; Dothideomycetes; Mycosphaerellales; Mycosphaerellaceae
Exons: 2
Coding region: 1-1398 (465 amino acids)
Source: RefSeq, a predicted model, not a curated record
AUGAGUUCUCCAGUUGACAGCGUUCUUCAAGAGACGCAGCCUAGCGUCGCGCACGUACCGAUCAACGGAUUCAAUCUCCACGAGCUCCAGGCGUUGGCAGAUGAGCAACCUUUCACAGAACCAUACAAACCUCCAGGUGGAUUUCCUGAGCCCGAAUGGGCACCAGAUUGCAUGACCGAUGGCGGCUCUUUCUUCGAUCACCUACAAAAAGAGUACGAUCGCGCAUGCCAUCCUACCUCGCCUGUUGAGGCAUCCGCAGCCAGUCCAAGCGCCAGCGUUUCCGACCCGUCGACGCAGCACGAUGCGAGCGUGGAAGCCAUUGUCGAGGUGUACAAACACUUCGAGGGGUUGACCCUGUCUACGGAGCCGGUCGACAGAUACAAAUCAAAGCUCGACUGGUUCAUGGUAGAAGUCUUCAUGGCAAUAGGCUUCGCUUGCGAUGUUAUAUGUGAUAGCAAUCGUACUCUGCUGGACUCGCUCAAGCAAAGAGAGCAAGGAUUCCUGGUUGCCGUUGUACUGUUCCGAGAAGGCGAUCGGAGGAAUGAGUAUCUCUGUGGGGACGAGCGCGACCAAUGGCGUAUACCAAGAUUCCGCGAUCUGUUCACCAUGAGCGAGCUCAAUGCUGCUUUCACAGCUCGGGAGCCCGUAGUUCUCAAGGUCAUUCUGAAGAUUUCGAAUACCCCUCUACUGGCCUGGACUCAAAGGGACCCACGUUCUUCAAAGUCGACGUUAUUCAUAUAUGGUACGAAGCAGAAAGGGUGCCAUGAGCCACGGCAAGAAGUCGCCAGAGUCAACGACAAUAAAGUCAUCGAAUCUGACCUCACGACCGGCGAGUUAUACGUGUGGCAAGGAACCUCUCCAAGAAAGGCUGUGCUCGAUGAAAAUAUUGGAAAGGUCUACCCACCCUUACCGCCAGGCGUCACUCCCCAGGACGGACCUAGACACCCUUUUUUGACAUACAAUACCUUCACAUUUCCCGCCAAUCCUGGUCCCAACCCCAACCAUCUACAGAUCAGCCUUAUGGUCCGACUCGUCAGUCAUUUACACUCAACAAGUUUUGCAGGCAUCGAGCUACCUGCACACAUGUGCAUCCAUGAUUCGCGUACUGGAAGAGGUGUUGCCAAGCUCAGAAGUGCCAUCAAGAAAGCGCUCAACGAUUCAAUCUUUGAUCUCGAUGCUGGCAAAGAAGCCUCAGAUCAUCGUAGAGUCCAUUGGCUGUUUGAUCACGGCGCCAGUAAGAGGUGGGACAUUGAGUUCUGGGUUAUACCGCAACCUGAGAGCGGCAGCGUCGUUGGACAAUAUUUUUAUCGGUGGGAGGGUGGAAAUGUUACACAGUGGUUCAGGAGGGAUGGCAGAGGGCAGAGGAUUCAUGUUGAGGCGCAUUUUGUGCCGGUGUAA